Molecule: messenger RNA, 4180 nt
Organism: Peromyscus californicus insignis
Lineage: Eukaryota; Metazoa; Chordata; Mammalia; Rodentia; Cricetidae
Gene: Pirt
Product: phosphoinositide interacting regulator of transient receptor potential channels
Exons: 2
Coding region: 187-600 (137 amino acids)
Biological process (GO): positive regulation of cation channel activity; phosphatidylinositol-mediated signaling
Molecular function (GO): transmembrane transporter binding; phosphatidylinositol bisphosphate binding
Source: RefSeq, a predicted model, not a curated record
UCUGCUCAGUGGCUGGGAUUCGCAGCACACUGACUCUGGAUGUGGCCAGGGUGGCUUUCUCGAGCUGGGAUGAAGGACUUGAGCAGAAACUCAUUGCCAGCUUCUUCCUUGCGUGAGCGCCGACCGAGUCCCAGGUCCCCCAGCUUCCCCCGGGACACUGUGCACGGUGCCUGGUCUUGAACAGCCAUGACGAUGGAGGUGCUCCCCAAGGCCCUGGAGGUAGACGAGAAGUCUCCAGAGUCCAAGGACCUGCUGCCCAGCCAGACAGCCAGCUCCCUGUGCAUCAGCUCCAGAAGUGAGUCUGUCUGGACCACCACCCCCAGGAGCAACUGGGAAAUCUACCGCAAGCCCAUCAUCAUCAUGUCAGUGGGAGCUGCCAUUCUGCUCUUUGGUGUGGCCAUCACCUGUGUGGCCUACAUCUUGGAUGAGAACAAUAAAGUUGUGCCCGCCCUCAAGAUGAUAGGCCCUGCCUUCCUGUCCUUGGGACUCAUGAUGCUGGUGUGUGGGCUGGUGUGGGUGCCCAUCAUCAAAAAGAAGCAGAAGCAAAGGCAGAAGUCCAACUUCUUCCAAAGCCUCAAGUUCUUCCUCCUGAACCGCUGAUGGCAGCCUGACCAGAAGAUCUGCUGACCAGCAUCCAGCCUCCUAACCUUCUCUCUGGGUACCACAAAGCUGAUCCAGGCAAACCCUCCUCUUGGCCCUGAGGGCAGGACAGAGCUCAGGGUCUCACCCUCACACAACCUAACAGUGUUGCUCUCUCGGAUAUUCUCAAUAUUCUCAUCCCUGGCACCUACAUUUAACCACCAUCCAGCCCACUCUCUCUGACAAGGGCAGUGCAUGCUGGGAAAUUCUUUGGGGGUUGACUAUGCUCCUAAGAAGAACUUCAUGUUAUAAUUGUGUGUCUAAGCUGGAUUCUACAUCUGCAUCCUUCUGGAACCGAAGCUGAUCAAGGAGGGAAGGAUGACUUCAGACCCACUGGGUUUGUCAGUCUUGGCUCCCUCCUUGGGUGAGACAUUGACUAGCAUUAUAAGAGACAGGACAAUUCUCAUGUAUUACACAUUCCAAAAUCUGGACAGGGAUGGGGGAUGGGGAAAAAAAAAACACUGUCCAGGGCAGAUCAUUCCUCUGGGCAUUGUUCUAGAAGUUAGCUAGCCAAGGAAGUUCAUUCCCAAAUCCAAAGUAUUGACACCAGGGGCAGGCUAAGCGGUGUCACAGUUUCCCCUCGACCCUCCAGUGCCCUUCUCACAGACUGCCUUCAUCUUGGCUGUUAGUCAAGAACAAAUGCUCCUUGUUCUAACUCCUUCCCCCACCCCACCUCUGUCUCUAUGCAUCACUAGAAUAGAAGGAUGGAAGGGCACAGAUGGUCAUCUCUUCCUCUCAAUCAAGACCUAACCUGAGAUGUCAUGUCCAUGUCCAAAUGUUCCAUGGGUUUCUAGAGACAGAUUCACCAAAGAAGAUCCCAACCUCUGUCAUCCCUGCUCCUCCCACACCAAACAAGCAAGUGUUCAUUGAAUUUCCUUCUCUGGGCCUAGGUUGGGAACAGCCAGACCCAGUCCCUGAUCUCAUCUUAUUUCCAAAAGUGAGAGAGAGAGAGGGACAUGGCCAAGCCAAUUGGCAAUACCACAUGCUGAGUUCCUAGGGUGACUAUGGGAACACAUGGAUCUAACAUAAAUUUACAGGAAGUCAGAGAGAUUUCUGGAGACCAGGCUCAUCCCUCUUGAAGACAAAGGGAAAAUACAUGUUAGGAAAGGACAAGGUAUGUAAGGAGGCAGCAACUACCUUGCAUGUGAAAAAGCUGAGGGAAAGAGACCCCGUGGACUUAGGAUUCUGUGUAGCUCUUGGAUGCUGUCACAUCCUCUCAUCUACUUCCCUCCUGCUUCCCCAAGUGCCUUAUAUCCAGCUUCUCCUUGGUACAUUGCAAACUCCUGGGGUCUAUAGAGACUGGGAGAGGCAUCUCCAGAGGGGCCACCAAGUAGAUACAACCCAAGAGGUAAGUGCCCUCAAAACUUCUUCUUACAGACACUAAGAAGCCUGUAGGUGCCCAUAACAGAUCCCCCAAGCUGUACAAGUCUAGGCCAGAGACCAGGGGAAAGCUCCUGAUAACAGGAUGAAUGACAAGAGAUGCAUUAGUUCCAGUUGACUCCCUUCAUCCCUCAAUCUUCAGGCAUUUGGGAUCACCGUGGCAACCUUCCUCCAACAGGUCUCCAGAUGUCUCAAUCAUUCACAGUACUUCCAUAGGCAGAGUCAGAAUCCGUCUUUGUUUCUGUUGCCUUGUAUUUUUUUCAUGAUGUCACACACACACACACACACACACACACACACACACACACACACACACCAACUCCUUAAAGAGUCAGAGUUUGAGGAGCCUCUGGCCUUUCAAGGCUCACUUAAGAUGGUCAUGUCCUGCCGGGCGGUGGUGGCGCACGCCUUUAAUCCCAGCACUCGGGAGGCAGAGCCAGGUGGAUCUCUGUGAGUUCGAGGCCAGCCUGGUCUACAGCGCGAGAUCUAGGAAAGGCACAAAGCUACACAGAGAAACCCUGUCUCGAAAAACCAAAAAAAAAAAAAAAAAAAAGAUGGUCAUGUCCUUCAUUAAGACUCAUACCAGUGAGCCCAAGGCCUCCAGUACACCCAUCCCCAGCACGCAGGCAGGUCAGGACCAAACCUAGGGUUAUUGCAAUGCUGCCACUAAUGUGAGUGCUAGUGCCUCAGUGAUGGGCUUGUAGAUCACGUUCCUUUCUCCUGUCAUGGGAGGUCAGCCCUGUGAUGAAGCCUCUCCUUCCUUGGUGCUUUCAUGUAAGGGAGCACACAGGUGAGCUCACAGCCCGCUCACUUGGAGUCCAUACCCCCCACACCUCAUUGUCUGGGUACAGUUGUGAGAGGAGGGUCUUUGCAAACAUCACUGUCACGUAUGUCUCAAUGGAAGGGAGUUUGGGGAUAAUCAUGAUGCCAGGAAAGCUUCAAGUUCUAGACAUCUUUUGCAGCCACAUCAGUACCUGCCUCCCAACCCCACCCCUCAAGCUAAGUCUUCAGUAGACAGAAACAAAGAAGAACCUUUGAGAAAAAAAAAUUCCCAAAUAUUGGUUACCUCCUCCUACUGGGCUCCCCACAUGAGUGAGGGCCAGGAAAUGGGCUGAAUCACCCCAAAAGCAGCGCAUCUUGGAGCUUUUUGCCAAAGACCAUUGCCUCGUGAAAGCCUAAGGUGGGGACAGUCUGUGAUGCCACAUUUCUGUAACAAAGCAUCCUUGGCAGUGACUUAGAUCAUCUCAGUGGUCAGAAGACAGGACCAACUUCAACAGCACCAUCUCACCAGAACGUAUUACCUGCUCCUGUAGCUAUUCUGUUUUGGAGAAUUUAAUCUAAUACGAAGCCUAAGGAAAUCAGUGUCAUGUUGAAUUGUAUUCUAUUUAACAGUGUCUGACAUGUUCAUCCUGUUUUACCAGGCAUUUGAAGACUGUACCCACAAACCCCCCUUCCUCUAAAAUGUUCCCCCAUUGCCACAUUUCCUCUCCCAAGGAGGAUGUCAGGGAGAAUAGAGACAGAGUGGGUUUCAUGCAUGGCUCCUAAGGUAACUCUGAGGUGAUGGUGGUGCAGAGGGAUCCCACAAGCCCAGUAUUGAGACCCAAAACUUGACCUGAUGACAUUACAUUCUACAAUGAAUUUGUGGUCUAGAUGAGGCAGGCAGAUACCAGGUCCUAGAAAGAUGCUCCAAAUACAAAUCAAAGUAGAAAAUGAUCUACUGGGGGCUUACUUUCAUCUCCCAUCCCAGAAGCCUAUCUGUGCUUAGCCUAUAUGAGGAUAGCUGUUCAUGCCCAAGACUUUCUCCUGAGACUCAGUGGCAGCCUCAGAGAAUCUGCUGGCCUAAGCAGGAGCUGUCACUCUGUAACCAGGUUCCUCAGGUCUCCAGCAAAGGACCAUAUAUCUGAGGGACUAUGCUCAGUUUUCCUGCAACCUGCAGGUACAUACAAGUGGAACCCCAGGCCACCUCACAGUCCAGGUCUUCUAGGUUAAGGGUUCACUAAAGGGUACCCCAGGAUGAGGCCAUCCCCCAUUGUUUGGUGGGUUCCUCUGGAAAAGCCACUAAAGUGACUGCAAAAAAGAAGGAAGAGCCAUUAUCAAUGGUCCUUAUCAAUCAGUCACACGUACUAAGUUGGGAUUGUCUUCAAUAAAUAACAAAAUGCCA